AUGGUUCUCAAAAGAUUCACUUGUAUAUUGAGCGAGUGGUCAAGAAUGCACCAAAUCGGAGAAGACAUUAAAGAUAUCAAGUCCCGUAUGUCAGACCUCACCAAACAGUCGGAGUCUAUGAGUGUAGGAGACAACUCAUCAAGAUUGGUAGAUGAUACCGAUAGGUCAAGAAGAACGUAUGGGCAUGAGGUUGAAAAAUAUUUUGUAGGAAUGAAGGAGGAUAUUAAACAGUUAGAAUCAGUUCUGACAACUGAUGACAAAUCAAAUGGAGUGAUUUCCAUAUGUGGCAUGGGAGGAUUGGGAAAGACCACUCUUGCUACUAAAAUUUACAAUGGGGAGGCCGUGGAGCGGCGCUUCAAAUAUCGUGCUUGGGUUUGUGUAAGUCAGCAAUUUCAACCCAAAACUACUUUCCAACGACUAUUAAAGCAACUUCUUCCAAAUGAAAGUGAAGAGCAAGACGAAGAUACAUUGAAUUGCUUAAGGCGUGCCUUUCCGAUUGCAGAGGCAGAUAGCAAAGUUUUGCUCAAAACCAGAAAUCAAAACAUUGCUUCCAGAGGAUACGUCCACAAUCUCAAGUGUUUGGGUGAAGAUGAAGGAUGGGAGCUCCUUCAAAAGAUAGCAUUCCCGAACAACUAUUCACAAGAUUUGAGUUACAGUGUGCUCCCUUGGAAUCUGAAACCAUGUUUUUUGUAUUUGGCUUGUUUUAAAGAAGAUGAAGAAAUAGAUAUAGAAAAACUAUAUUUACUAUGGAUGGCUGAAGGAAUGAUUUGUUCCGAAGAUAAGGGAAGAGGAGAAAGUUUGAGAGAUGUGGCAGAACGGUAUUUAUUCGAGCUAGCAAAUAGGUGUAUGGUUGAAGUGGAAAUAGACGAGUUGCCGCUAUAUAAUAGGUUUAAGUCAUGCCGGCUUCGUGAUAUGAUACGAGAUUUGUGUUUGCCAAUAAAAGGAAAAAAAGAAGGAUUUCUGGUCAACGAUCUUAGUUACAGGAUCUUAGUUACAGGAUUGGGGGAAAUAAGAACAUAA
Sesamum indicum (sesame) is the source of this 1020-nucleotide messenger RNA. Lineage: Eukaryota; Viridiplantae; Streptophyta; Magnoliopsida; Lamiales; Pedaliaceae. The record is from RefSeq and is a predicted model, not a curated record.